CCAGGGUGUCCGGUUUGCGAGUAUCUGCACAACUAAGUUGGGUAGGAAAAGUACCUCCAUUGUCCUGAUAGAAGGGCACCUAUCUCAUCGACUCGUGCCUGCCGAACCUGCGCAUUUGGUGGAACGACAAGAGCAAGGGAGGCGGCUGCCGGCUUUGCCAGAAACCACCAUGCUGCUACCGAAUUUGUGACUGCGGCCACCCAAUCUUCCUGAAGGGACAUAGCCAUGUCUCCAGACGGUCCCAGCAGCAUCCGUGUCUUCAUCCAUUGGCACGACCAGACCGUCUUCGCCGGCGAGGAAGUCAGGUGUACCAUCACUUUCAAGAACGUAGCUCGGCCUCCCGGCUCUGCUCCCAGUCAAUUCAAGUCCUCGCCGCAACAGUCCCGACAUCUCAAUUCCAACCACCACCCGACUUCUCCCCUCCAUGCCCAGAGCCGAACGAAAUCUCCGGCUGGCCUGGCCCCGCCCCCCGCCGCCCGGGGCCACCGAUCGAGCCUUUCCUUGACGGUUCCAUCCGCCGCUGCCACCUCGCGAGCUCGGGCCGGAUCCAUUCCGUGGCCCGCCCAAAACCCUUCAGACGACCGUUCCGGAAACGUGCGUGGUGGCGGACACGGCCACAGGCGAUCCGUCUCCAUUGUCUCAAUUGGGUCUGCCAGCGCAGCGGGGGAUGGACAAAGCAAUGCAGCACCGGGGAAGCCACAGCGGCCUACUCGGGGUCAUGCGCGGGCAUCAAGCCUACAGAUUGUUCCUCGUGGAGGCCCCGCGAGUGGACCUCGAUCCGCACCGCAUUCGCAUCGAACCUUCGCCGCGCAGCCCUCGCCGCUCUUCAACUCUUCAUUCCCACCAAACCGGAACUCCUUCUCGGGCGGCCCUUCAUGGGCUGCUACUGUGCCGAAUACACCGAGAACCGGGGCGUCAAUGUCGUCCCCUACACCUGGUCCUAAUGCCUUGUCGGACUUCAAGUUUCCCAUGGCUCAACCGGCGCCGUCAGAAACCCAGGAAGGGGGCUCGAAGCCGGGCGACGACUCUCUGAGGAGUCCCACGUCCGGCUGUGAGGACCCUCCCACCUUCACCGUGAGACCGAAGGAUCCGGUGCCCGUGAUCAACGAACAUAGCUCUGCGCCAGCGGCGCGCAUCCUCUCGACGACCAGCAUUGCAGGGACGCCAAGGAGUAGCGGGGAGUUUUAUUCAUUGAGCAACAAUUCGACAGAGACUUUGGCAUCAGAAUAUGUCGCCCAGCAGCCCUUGCGUGGUCAAGGCCGGUCGCCACAUUCACGGCGAACCUCAAAUCUGUCCAAUCAGACUUCUGCGCGGUUGCCAGAAACGUUGAUGAUGGGCUACGCUCAGAUCCAGGGAUCUUUCACUUUGGACGGAUCACUUGUGAACCUGGGACCGUUCGACCAGGUCAAGAGGAAGGCGGUAGUAGGUGGACAAGGAGGUGGAGUUAUUGGCAUCGAGACUUCACGGCGAGACAGUGGUCUUUUGAGAAGUCUCGGAUGGGGAAACUUUACGACCUCCAUCGGCGAGCUCCUGGGCAGCAGCGAGCUCAGUACCAUCAAGGAGAUGCGCGGCGUCGCGAGCUCCAAAUCCGUCCCCUUGCUGUCUACACCACAAUCCAUAUUGUUUGUGGACCUCAAAUUAGCACCGGGGGAGAGUAGGACCUACGAGUAUUCCUUCAAGUUGCCGAAGGGGUUACCGCCAACUCACCGUGGGAGGGCGAUGAAGAUAUCAUACAGUCUUGUCAUCGGCACACAACGGCCCGGCGGUGUCAAAGAACAGCAGGUGAAAUCAGUUGACGUACCCUUCCGAGUGCUCGGCAGCGUCAACAGCCAUGGCGAGAUUCUGGGCCACGACCUCAUGUCUCCUUACAUUAUCUUGCAAGACCAGGCAUCGGUCCGUGUUAUCACCAAGACCCAUCAUAGUCACGACGCUAGGACGGGGCGGGCACCUGCUAUGGUUCCCUCAACGAUGAACUCUUUCCUCUCGUAUGUCGACGAACUCAUGGUUCGCACCCGGGAAGAUCCCGGCUUGGGGCUUCUCUCGCCGACGGGUAUGCCGUCAUCGCGUCGGCCGUCGGCCUACUCUGCAUUCGAAGAUGCCUCCGCUGGUGCACAAACUGCUAAGGAGGCCAUCGACUUGGCCAUACUACGCGCCAACAUGACUGCGGAGGGGCAGCAAUCAUCGAAUCGCUUCGAAAUCGCCCGAAACGGGCGUCGCCUCGGAGUCGUCAUGCUCGCCCGACCGGCGUACCGCCUGGGCGAGGCAAUCACCAUGGCGGUGGACUUCUCUGGAGCCGAGAUCCAGUGCUUCGCAGUCCAUGCUGCCCUCGAGACCGCAGAGCGCGUAGACCCCAGCCUCGCGUUGAGGUCAGAGGCAAGCGUGCACAGGGUCACGCGGAAGAUCCACGUCAGCAGCUCCGAGGCGACUCUGUACGCGCGGCGCAUCGUCUUCAACCCCACCAUUCCCGUCACCGCGACCCCGGAGUUCGUCACCAGUGGCGUCAGCUUGGAGUGGAAGAUCAGGCUGGAGUUUGUGGUGCCGGCCCAGGACGACCGGGACCUGGACAGGGAUAGGGACGAGGAUGGCGACGAGGGCAGGGGCUACGGGCAGCAGCGGCCGCCUGGGAACCACCUGGGGCCGCAGGCACACUCGGGCCCCCACCCGCUGCUGGAGGAGAUCUCGCGGGACGACCGCGGUGGCUUAGUCCUCGUCGCGGCCGAGAACCUCGCCUGCGAGAGCUUCGAAGUCGCGGUCCCGCUGCGAGUGUAUGGCGCAGUGUGCGCGGGCCUCGAGCGUCUCGAGAGGGAUGUCGCCGUCGAGGAGGGACUCGUCGUGUAGAUGGCGGGGCCGAGUGGUAAGGCACCGGCUCUGUUGGAUUGGCUUGGUGGGGAACGGUAUAUAUUCAUAUAUAGAAGUGAUAAUAUGUGGUAGACGCCCUUAUCUUCGGUCUGUGGCUGCUAAUAUCUGAAUCAUAAUCAGCAUUGGCUGUAGAACUUUCAGUCAGGGGUAUUUCUAGGUCCUAAGAUUGUGGUGAUUUUCUCAAGCAUGGCAGUUGUUGGAAUGAUACCAGCUAGGUAUCUCAUAAAUUAUACAAGUGGG
This is a messenger RNA of Phialemonium atrogriseum, 3099 nucleotides long. Its product is annotated as Rgp1-domain-containing protein. The transcript has 2 exons. The record is from RefSeq and is a predicted model, not a curated record. The coding region runs from base 226 to 2838 and encodes 870 amino acids. Gene Ontology annotation, cellular component: Ric1-Rgp1 guanyl-nucleotide exchange factor complex; Golgi membrane. Gene Ontology annotation, biological process: retrograde transport, endosome to Golgi. NCBI's taxonomy places the organism in Eukaryota, Fungi, Ascomycota, Sordariomycetes, Cephalothecales, Cephalothecaceae.